Molecule: messenger RNA, 4100 nt
Organism: Gossypium arboreum
Lineage: Eukaryota; Viridiplantae; Streptophyta; Magnoliopsida; Malvales; Malvaceae
Product: subtilisin-like protease SBT3.3
Exons: 10
Coding region: 1565-3901 (778 amino acids)
Biological process (GO): proteolysis
Molecular function (GO): serine-type endopeptidase activity
Source: RefSeq, a predicted model, not a curated record
CAUUCCUUGCUGGUGUGAUAAAGAGUUGCGGAGAGACUCACCCAACUGAACCAUCCCCUCACUUAUGCUUCUACAUGCCAAUUGUCCAUAAGCUGCUCUGUGUGUUUGCUCCUGAACUAACUAAAAUGAUCAUUGGAAACUAAAGUUUUGUAUAUUCCUUCCAAUUUCAAUCCUUGUUGAGGGCAAGUAUCUACUUUGGAGUGUCUCGCUCCCUCAACAGAAGAUAUUGUCCCGAUGUCGGGGUUUUGUCUCCCGUACUCUAACGAAAGCACAAAGGGGUUCACAGAGCUUAGGGAGCGUCUCAGUUGAAGUAGAUACAACCUACAAGCUCACAGGAGAGGUGUUAGUAUUUGAGCCUUGGUUGAUUAUUCGAUCCCCGCGGGCGCAACAUACAUAAUUAAUAUUUCGCACAAUACUAACACCUCUCCCAUGAGCUUGCAGGUCGUAUUUACAUCAACCGAGACGCUCCUUAAACUCCGCGAACCCCUUUGGGCUCUUCUCGGAGUACGGGAGACAAAAUCCCGACACAGGAACAAUACCUUCAGUUGAGGGAGUCAGACACUCCAAAGCUGAUACUUGCCCUCAACAAUCGUGAAGAAAGAAAAUUACAGUGCUGAUUGACAAAAUAAAGACAUAUUUAUUUAUGUAUAUUAAGGGUUUAGUUUCUCGAAGCGAUCGCGGGUGCAUGAUGGAAGUGGUAGCUGAAUAAUGGAAAAGAAAGUGCUACUGGGUUUUCUGCAAAAUGAUCACUACAAACAAAACAUACGACACCAACAUCUAUGAGAGGCCUAAAGGAAGGUUCCUUUUGUCGGGGCAGCAUGCUUCCCAUCGUGGCUGCACUAAAAUAAAAAAAGUUUGCAGUUGACUGGUUCAUGGGAAAAUAUCAUAGCCGCUCAAUUUGGAAUGAUAAUCGAUUCAGGGUUUGAAAGGAAGAGGGGGUGGGGGAAUAUUACACUCUUUUAAGAGUAUAUCAAUAAUUGCAGCAGCCAAUGAUAGCAGCAAAGACAAAUUAAAGAUGAACCACACCUCAUUUUUUUUAUGGAAAUUAAUCAAUAAAAUGGGAUUGAAAGUGGGAUGCUUUUAUCUUCAACAGGGACUUGUUCCUAUCUGAAAAUAACAGUAGGAAUGGUGCACUGAUAGCACUCCCCUCCCCCCUGCUGAAAGAAAACAAGGCAGUAAUUUGCUUCCAAUAGUGGAAGCAUUGAUUUACACAGUCAUACCUGCAUGACAAUUCCAGACUAUAUACAUAGAAACAUAUAUUUUAAUAUGGAAAAUCCUCCAUUAUUUGAGGGUUAAUGCAAUUAUUUACCUACCACUAAACUAAACUACUCAUCCUUCAUACCAAAUAAACACAUUUGUUUGUGGAACAAGGCAUGCAUAGGGCUAAACUAUAUUUGUCUUUAAUUUCACUAACUUUUUUUUUUAUUUUUUUUAUAGAAAGUAGCUUUUGUGGCAAGGAACAGGUCCACCUUUUCUUUUUUCUCUAUUUAAAGAACGAUUGGUUCCAAGCACGAGAACCCAUCCAUCUCUUCUUAGUUUCUCUUUCAUUACCAAAAAAAAAAAAAUGGGGUUUCUUUUGCAUGAUCAGAAGAACACUAUGAUUAUGUCGUUUGUUUUAGUUCCUUUACUGCUGAUUCUAAACAUGCAUUACUAUAUGUUACCAGCUCUUGCAGAUUCCAAGCGAAAUGUUUACAUUGUUUACAUGGGAAAAAGGCAGCACCUUGAUGUUGAGCUUCUUACAAGAACCCAUCAUGACAUGCUUGCAACUGUUCUUGGGAGCGAAGAAACAUCCGAAGAUUCCAUUGUAUACAGCUAUAAACAUGGUUUCUCUGGCUUUGCCGCAAAGAUGACAAAGGCUCAAGCUCUAAAGCUCUCAAAGUUACCAGGUGUGAUUCAUGUCACACGCAAUCGAUUUUAUAAGGUUCAAACAACCAGAAGCUGGGAUUACCUUGGACUCUCUUCCACCUCCUUGUCCAAUCUUCUGAAUAAAAGCAAAAUGGGAAAUGGUGUUAUCAUCGGUCUCCUUGAUACAGGGAUAUGGCCAGAAUUAGAAGUUUUCAAUGAUGAAAAUCUGGGGCCAGUCCCCUCUCGAUGGAGGGGAGUUUGUGAAUCUGGAGAACACUUUGAUGGUGCAAAAGCCUGCAACAGAAAAUUGAUAGGAGCUCGUUAUUUCAUAAGUGGACUUGAAGCCGAGUAUGGACAGCCAUACAACACUAGUGAAAACGAUGAUUACAUGUCCCCAAGGGAUUCCAGUGGGCAUGGAACCCACACAUCUUCAAUUGCUGGUGGCUCGUUUGUUGCCAAUGCCAGCUAUGAUGGGCUAGGUCUUGGCACGGUGAGAGGUGGUGCACCGGGAGCUCAUCUAGCUAUGUACAAAGUAUGUUGGCGAUUGUACGGAGGUGUUUGUGCCGAUGCCGAUGUGUUGAAAGCCUUUGAUGAAGCGAUAAAUGAUGGUGUGGAUGUGUUGUCAGUAUCUCUUGCUGCUGAUAUUCCCUUGUAUUCUGAAGUUGACCAUCGUGGUUCAAUUCCUAUCGGUUCAUUUCAUGCUGUAGCAAAAGGGAUUACCGUUGUUUGUGCAGCAGGGAAUGCAGGUCCGAGAGCUGAAACUGUACAGAACACGGCACCCUGGAUUUUGACUGUUGCAGCAAGCACUGUGGAUCGGUCCUUCCCCACACCUAUAACUCUAGGGAACAACCAUACCAUCAUUGGUCAAGCAAUGUUCACAGGAGAGGAUACAGUGUCUGCAGCAUUGGUGUACCCUGAAGUCUCGGAUCUCAUGCCUCCACGUAACUGUGAAUCCCUCUUGUCAAAUGAUGAUUGGAUGGCCGGAAAAAUAGUGCUUUGCUUUGCUUCAGACUGCAAUCAGAGCUUGUUAAAUGAUGCUAUAUUGUCUGUCAAAGCGGCGGGUGGGUUGGGAGUGAUUGUUUCUAGGAGUCCAAGUAAUUAUUAUCCAUAUGCUAUGAACUUCCCAUGUCUUCAAGUAACCUAUGAAACUGGAACUCAGAUCCUGUAUUACAUUCGAUCCACAAGUAAUCCCCAAGUAAGACUGAGUCCAUCGAGAACGCAUAUCGGUAAGCCAGUGUCAACCAAUGUGGCAUACUUCUCAUCUCGAGGGCCUAGUUCCAAUGCCCCUGCUAUACUUAAGCCAGAUAUAGCGGCUCCUGGCGUCCAGAUACUAGCUGCAAUUCCUCCUUUUGAUGAAACAACAAAUGGUGCAUUUGCUUUUCUCUCAGGAACAUCAAUGGCAACUCCCCACGUGUCCGGAAUUGUUGCUUUACUGAAAUCAUUGUACCCGGAUUGGUCCCCUGCUGCUAUUAAAUCAGCAAUUAUCACUACUGCAUUGACUUCCCAUCAAUCUGGAGGACCAAUUUUUGCAGAGGGAGAUCCACCAAAGCUUGCUGACCCCUUCGAUUUUGGAGGUGGAAUUGUGAACCCAAACAGCGCGGCCGAUCCUGGCCUGGUUUAUGACAUGAAUACAGAGAAUUAUGUGCAAUAUCUUUGUGCCAUGGGUUACAAUAACUCUGAUAUCUUCCAGCUCACUGAACAUCCAGUAGUUUGCCCCUCCAAACAACCUUCUAUUCUGGACGUAAACCUCCCAUCCAUAACUAUCCCGAACCUCAAAAAGCCAACAAUUCUUACCAGAACAGUCACAAAUGUGGGACCUCUCAACUCCAAAUACAAGGCUAGCGUUGAGUUUGCAUCUGGCAUAAACGUAGCAGUGAGACCUGAAACAUUGAUCUUCAGCUCUAGGACGAAGACCAUCUCCUUCACUGUGAUGAUUUCAUCUGCCCACAACGUAAAUGCAGGGUACUAUUUCGGAAGCUUGACAUGGACAGAUGGUGUGCAUGUGGUUCGAAGUCCGAUAUCUGUGAGAACUGAGGUUGGAGAAAGCUUUUUCUGAUGAAAACACUCCAGUCCAGCAGUUGACAGCAAUUUACAGAAAUGAACAAAAAUAAAAGAAUAGUAUGUGGUACUCCCUAAGAAUCUAUAUCAUGGAACAAAAUAAAACCUUAUAAUCAACCAUAAGCUUGCAAUUGUAAACUAUUGUGCUUUAUGCUUUCAUCAGUUCAUUUUCUACUUGAAAUGGUAUUGUCACAAAA